Paramacrobiotus metropolitanus is the source of this 934-nucleotide messenger RNA. RefSeq names its product EEF1A lysine methyltransferase 1-like. Bases 160 to 855 code for a protein of 231 amino acids. The record is from RefSeq and is a predicted model, not a curated record. NCBI's taxonomy places the organism in Eukaryota, Metazoa, Tardigrada, Eutardigrada, Parachela, Macrobiotidae. The transcript is spliced from 3 exons. Gene Ontology annotation, molecular function: protein-lysine N-methyltransferase activity.
AUUUUUACAGUUAAAAUUUUUUCUGCUUUCCAGGCGUUUUGAAAUAUACAGUUGGCAGAUUAUUUCACCGACAAAACACCGCCUUGCAAGAAAGCACAAUUUCUUGCAGUUCAGAGUUACUUUGUUCUAAGUUUUAGUUAUUGGACGCUAUUGGACGUCAUGAGUGCUUCGACGGUAGAGCAUACGGAUAAGCCAUUUGAUAACGACCAUGAUGACGAUGAUCCUCCCGCUCUAUCCGAGGAAACAUUGCGAGCGCUAGCAGAAUUUCGAAGAGAACAAGAAACUGGAUUACUCUCUGGAACUGACAGUUUGCCGGUGUCAGAGAAUUGGCAAUUAAGCCAGUUUUGGUACGAUGAAUCCACCUGUCAGAUGCUGGCGCGAGAAGUUUGGGAGAGCACAGAACCUGGCGAAGCAAUAUGUUGCAUUAGCUGUCCUUCGCUGUUCGCUGCCCUCCUGAAGUUUCACGGCCACGAUUCUGUUGCUCUGCGAGAUCGCGAAAUGGUGCUGUUGGAGUAUGACGAUAGAUUUCGAAUAACCGCUGGAGACAAGUUUGUUUUCUAUGACUAUAACCUUCCGGAUGACAUCCCUUCACAAUUAAUGGGAAAAUUCGCCUUCAUUGCGGCUGAUCCACCGUUUCUUUCGGAAGAAUGCUUGGAAAAAGUAUCUUUAGCCGUGAGAAAAUUGGCGAAACCUGAAUGUAAAGUUCUUUUGUGCACCGGUGAAAUCAUGGAAGACACGGCUGCAAAAUUGCUGAGUGUCAAAAAAUGCCGCUAUUCGCCGGUACAUAAAAGCAAAUUGUCGAAUUCCUUUGCAACUUUUACUAAUUAUGAUCCUUCUGUUCUUGACAACUUGUAAAUUCAACUACCGCCUACUGGUAGUUAUUUUUGAUCAAAGAUAUAAAAAAUCGAAUUAAUACGAGUGAUGGGUUAAAUGU